GUUCGUCUAGAUCUGUAUUUUUACUAUUUUAGCAAUAAGAUUUAAUUAAUUUACUCUACCGGAUAGAGAGGAAUUACAAAAAAAAAAAGAGGAGAUAUGGUAGGCGGACGCGGCGGAACUGGUGGUGGUGGUAACAGAGAGGAGGCGGAUCGGUGGCUUGUUACAUCGGAGAAGCUUCUAGCGUCUAGUGAUCUUCAAGGAGCCAAGACAUUUGCGAUCCGCGCAUGCGAAGCUGACCCGACCCGAGCAGAAGCUGCUGACUACAUCCUCGCAAUCUGCGACAUUCUUCUCGCCGGAGAGACUCGUUUAGGUCAUUCCAACUUGCCGGACUGGUAUGCCGUGCUCCGCCUCGGUCGUUUAGCUCAAAACCCUGAACACGUCGCGACUCAGUACCGUAGACUCGCUCUUCUCCUCAAUCCUUCCGUUAACCGUCUCCCCUUCGCCGAUCGGGCUUUCAAAACCAUCUCUGAUGCUUGGUUCGUGCUCUCUGAUCCGUCCAAGAAGUCAUUGUACGACCGAGAAUUGCAACUGAGUCAACUUGGCCAAUCUGGUUUCCAUCCCCAAACCCAAACGCAGCAACAAUUUCACUGGAAACCUAGCAAUUGCACCAACGCAGCACAAGAGCAGCCUUCAGCUAUGUCGCAGAGCCAGGCUGGGACCUCGACUGAUCCUAUGGCCACGAGCUUCUGGACCGCUUGCCCUUACUGCUUUGUACUCUUUGAGUACCCUAAGGCUUACGAGGAAUGCACUUUGAAAUGUCAAGAAUGUAGAAGAGCCUUUCAAGCUGUGACGAUACCAAAACCUCCGGUGGAGGGGAAAGACGACGAAGAUGUUUACUUUUGCUCAUGGGCUUUGUUUCCAUUAGGGUUUUCCGGUGAAUUCAAAUCCCCCAGUUGGUCACCUAUUUCACCUCUCUUUCCUUGUCCGCUGCAAAGGGUGGAUAAUGAAUCAACCCUGAAGAAGAGAAAGGAACCGGCUCCUCCAAGAAUUUAUUAUGAUGAUGAUGACAUAUAUGUCGCUAUUUCCGAUGAUGAUGAGGCUGGUGACGAUAAUGAUGAUUGGCGAGAUGAAGUACAAAUGAAUAAGAAGGCGAAUGCUGGGAAAGGGAAAGAAACAGUUGUGAGAAGUAACAAGAGACAUGGAGUUGAGAAAGUCCAAAAUGUAAAAAGCGUCCGUAGUGUUGGCAAUGCCACAGUUUCAAUUGCUUCAGAUGCCGUGGCUGUUGGUUCCUCAUCUGGGUUUAUGUCUAAACCGGUGAGUUAUAUUACUAGAAAACGAAUGGGAACAGGAGCCAAGAACCUGGGGAGGUUGGAUUUGAAUGUGGAGUUCAGUAAUGAAGUGGAAGAGCCUGCUGUGGCAGGUGGGAGAAACGAAGGCAAUGGGCUCGGAAGUAACAGGGAGGUAGAUAAUAUGGAAGGGAUUGGGUUCUUUGAGGGCCUUGAUGAAUUCUUGAAUAGUUUGCCCAUACUUUCUGUUGUUGGAGAUGAUAAGAUCAAGGCUACUUAGUGAAGUUUCUUUUGUUGGACAAGAAUUAUGUUUCUCCAGCUCAAAAGGCCAUUAUGCAAUAUAGGUGUGUACAUGUCGUGGUUGCUGCUUCUGUCUGUUUCUGUUCAUUCACUAUAGACAUUUUUGUGUUCUUUGCUUUCUGGACCGAAAACGAAGUGCGGUAAAGUGGCAAAACACACACUGCUUGCUUCUUUCAUCAUCUAUGCUUUGGAAGGUAAGGCAAAACACACAUUGCUAGCUUCUUUCAUCAUCUAUGCUUUAGAAGGUAAGGAAAACGAGUAAGCAAGCUUUUUUUUUCGAUGGUUUCUUUCUGGGGUCUAAGCCUCUAAGGUAAAAGACCGGCUUUAUAGUGACUCUUUUUGUGUAAUCAUUGUAGCUAGGUAUUCUCACGUACCUGUAAUGAGUGUAUGCAGAAACAACAAGAUACAGAAGCUAUUCAAGCAUGCUAUGUGCACGUUAUCUGGGUUUUUACAUGCUCCAGCUGUGCUCCAGUGAAUGUUCUAUUAUCUAACUGAUAAAAAGCUUGCUGAAGCCAUCAAUGAUGAAACUGUUUAGGCUAGGGUCCAUAUAUUUCUGUAUAAUCUGCUUUUCUCUAGUUGUGGUGAAGACAGUUCGUUGUGUCUUGUAUGUAUCUAUUUUGCUCUGUCUUCUUGACCAUUGUUUCUUACUUAUUGAUAACAUGUCUUGUCUGUAUGUUCCUUUUUUUUUUUUUUUUUUUUUUUUGUCAUCGUCUGUAUGUUCCUUUAGUUUGCUGUUUGUGCUUGUAAUUUGUAGAUUUCACUGUAACUGUUUCCUUUGCUAUAAAAUCUUAACAUUAAAACCAAAAAAAAA
This is a messenger RNA of Capsella rubella, 2337 nucleotides long. RefSeq lists its product as uncharacterized. The record is from RefSeq and is a predicted model, not a curated record. Lineage: Eukaryota; Viridiplantae; Streptophyta; Magnoliopsida; Brassicales; Brassicaceae. The coding region runs from base 97 to 1506 and encodes 469 amino acids. The transcript is spliced from 2 exons.